Racocetra persica is the source of this 2950-nucleotide messenger RNA. Lineage: Eukaryota; Fungi; Glomeromycota; Glomeromycetes; Diversisporales; Gigasporaceae. The record is from the annotation of a GenBank genome assembly.
ACCUUGUUCAAGAUGUGGCAAUACAUUCGCAACAAACCAAAAAUUCAAGUAUCAUUUAACUGAAAGAAAGUACUCUUGUGCACCUCGAAAUAUAUUACAAGCAACUGUGCCAGUUUCUAGCUCUGAACUCUUGUCUAAUUUAGAUUCGCAAUUUCAAGUAGUAAAAGAUCCCAAUGCUAGAAAAUCAGGCGAGUCUGUUAAACAAUGGGGAUCGAGAUUACAAAAAAAAGUCAAAGAAUUAGGUGACAAGGAUCGUGGUCAGCCAAAAAUUUUGGCCAAAACCAAAGCUCUUUAUGAUGAAUUAUUGCAACUGGAUCCAAAUGCAUAUUUCCGACCUGCAACAGAAGAAGAAAAGCAUGAAGAGCAAGAAUUUUUUGAUAAACCUGAAAUCGAGGAAGCAAAUCUUCAGCGCUCUUGUACCCAAGCUCAUCGUGAAGAAUUGCCUAUUCACGAAAAAGGAUUUCUAGAUUUAGAUAUAGAAGUACCAUGGCCAGUUCAAUUUCCAUAUAAUGAAGAGCAUCGUGUAAUAUGGCAAAAUGGAAUUCAGAUCGCAAAAAAUAUGUUUAAAGUAGAUGGAGCCGAAUAUACUUUCUCAACCUGGUUUACAGAAGCUAAAGAGAUAGAUUUGGCCAGUGUAAUAUUAGGAGCAGAAAAUGAAGAUGAAGCUAUGCAGGAGGUAUAUUUACAAUAUUUAUAUCAGAAUUAUUCAGAAGAAGAAGAAAUCAAUAGAAUCAUAAAAUUGGCAGUAGAUGCUUAUAGAGCAUCAGAUAAAGGAAGUAAAGCCUGGUUAGAACGUGCUGGGAUAACUGAAAAGCGGGCUCAAGAAAUUUUAAAUGCGAUCGAUAAUGGCAAGUUCUUAAUAAAGGUAAAAUUCAUUCGAGAUGAUUCUGUAUAUAGAGAUAAAUCUCAAACAAAGAUUGCUUUUAAAAUUAUUGAUAAAUAUGAGUCUAUUCGUGAAUCAAAAAAGGCAGGUAGAAAAUACGUCGGGGGUGGUCCAAACGUUAUACUUACAAAGAAAUCGAAACCAAGAUUUUGGGUAGAAAUAGAUGAAAAAUUUUUGGUUAGAGAAGUCAGUGAGCAAUCUGAGCGAGGGUAUGGACUCACAGAAAUUCGUCGGCAAAAAAUAAAUCAUUGGGAGAAAAAAAUGCGCAUUCCAGAUGCUCGAGUACAAGAUGUAGCAGAGUUAGAAAAAAUUCUUAAACGACUGAUUAAAUUACUUGAUAUAACUCAUGGUACUAUAUUUAAUAGUGGAAAGUAUCAAUCAGGUAAGUAUAAAGAAAUCGGAAUGGAAGCUAUCAGUAAUGCCCUUAGGGGACCUCAAGCAAUCUGGCUUAUGAGAGUGGGGGAUACGAGUCAAACAAUAUCCCAGUUUGUUCUAGAAGAUGGUCGCACAUUUAGAACAUGGAAAAAGCAUACAGAAAUUAUAGAAGCAUGCAAACAACUGGUCAAUGAUACAAUAGAUUGGCAAUAUCAGGAAAGAAUAAUCAAUAAAGAAAAGAAAUCGAUUCUUUCAGAGUCUCUAAAAGUUGUUGAUUUAGCAGAGCAGCCUGUGUCGAGCAUGGGCAUAGUGGAUGCUAGAAUGCACCCGAUUAUUACGUCAAUGAUGCGUUCAGACAUCCAACACACUACUUUGUUCGAGUUGUGUGGAGAAGGAUGUGGGAAAGAAAAAGGAUGGGCAUCUAUUGCACUUCUACGAUAUCUUUUUGAGUUUGGUAUUCUAGAAAGUGUGACUAUUGGAAAGGCAAUAAUUUCUCUUACUAAACAGACCAAAGUAUGGCUACCUAGAAAUCGAGAUAUUAGUUGUGCAAUUAUAGGUAAGUUUACACAAGAUGGCAAGAUUGAUGAAAAACGCCUUACUCAUCGACUUGUAACAGAUGAAGGUGAGCUUGAUUUCUUGAUCAAAGAUUGUACUGAUGCUGGAACUUUUGCCGGAAGAAACAAAUAUCUACUCGGAUUUAUACUUACAUAUUACAAGGGAUAUCAACCUCAAUAUACAUAUUUGCGGGCCUCAAUAUUAGCAUAUGCGCAUAUUAAUUUGUUAGAGAUGCUUCAGAGAUUUGAUCUUAAUGAAGUAGUAAGGAUUGCUACAGAUUCUAUAUAUAUACGAAAAGAGGCUUUAUAUAAGAUCAAAAAUAUACCGGCAUUUUUCAAGCAAGUUGAGAAUAGUUUUAUAGACCAGACUCCUAUGCUCUUUCACAUCAACCAGAAGAACAAGAAAUCCGAGAAAUUUAAUCCGGUCAAUGGCGUGACAAAGAAUAGGCAUUGGGAAUCGAUCAAAAAUAUUCCUGAAAAUACAGCACCCUCGAUUCAUGAUCCUAUUACAAGAUGUCAGAAAUCAUAUCUUAAUGGAGGAGGUGGUUCAGGAAAAACAACAUAUGCAAUUCGAAUUUUCAAAAAUAUAAACAUGGUUGUAUUUACUCAUACAAAUACAUUAACUAAAGAUUUUCAAGAAAAACGUGAUAUAAAAGCUCAAACCUGGCAUAGUUUCUUCAGAUGGAAUGGAGUGGGAGAGUGGACACCUGAACAACAUAAAUACCAGGUAAUUUGUUGUGGUGACGAUGCACAACCUCCGCUAUUCUUCGGAAAAAUGCUACAUAAUUGGUUAAAAGAGCAUGCUGAUUAUUACAAAGAAGAACGUCUCGAAAAGGAAUAUACUCCCUCAGAUUGUAUAUUAUCAGCACAUCACCUAUCUCAAAGAAUUGUAUCACAAAAAUACCUUGAACUCCAUCGUAUUAAAUAUCUAGAUCUACCGGUUCCACUAAUAUAUAGGCCAAGAGAUGGACGUAAACAAAACUGCCUCAUUUCAAUUCCUGGUUCAUCUGAGAAACAAGAACUAGUAAAAAAUGAUAUAGUAUAUUUACCAUUGAAUACACUUCCUGAAAAGUUUAUAAAAGAUAUAUGUGCUUUAACACUAACUCCAUUAUUAACUGAAGAAAAAAUACUUGAUUGA